Molecule: messenger RNA, 7449 nt
Organism: Anopheles coluzzii
Lineage: Eukaryota; Metazoa; Arthropoda; Insecta; Diptera; Culicidae
Gene: fz
Product: frizzled
Exons: 5
Coding region: 1615-3474 (619 amino acids)
Biological process (GO): non-canonical Wnt signaling pathway; canonical Wnt signaling pathway
Cellular component (GO): plasma membrane
Molecular function (GO): Wnt receptor activity; Wnt-protein binding
Source: RefSeq, a predicted model, not a curated record
ACGAAGCGCUCUCUUUCUUUACCCAGAGCCUUCCCUAUGUAGCGACGCAUGUUAAAAGAAGAAAGAACACAUACACAAGCAAGUGUUGCUUUGAGUCGCGAAUGAACAGCAACCAAGCUUUCAUUAGACCGCUAGCAGCGUCACCGUGAGGACGCAUCUCGUACCGUGUCUGUGCGCCGUUUUAUCCGGCAAAUUGUGUUCUGUCGCGUCGCGGGUGUAUGGUGCGCGGUUUUAGAAAAUAAAUAAAACGCCCCCUGCUAUUAAGGGAAUUUUCCGGUGCUUUGAAAAGAAAAAAAUUGCCCUUCGCGGUGCAGUGUUGCGGUGCGCUUUUGAGUGAAAAAAUGUGAAGCAAAAAUCGCGCGCGUUGGUGUUUAUGCGGUGUGUUUACGUAUGAAGCAGCAGUUGGUGUGGUUUAGUUACAGUGAGAUAAAUAAUUUUACACACAAAUAAUCACACGUUUUGAUAGAAGGUUUGAAUAAUUUUCCGGUUUCCGGGUGUGUAUGUGUAGCUGCUGCUGCUGCUGCACAGUGUAAAGUAAACAGCCGGCAAGACCGUUGCCGGCCGCUGUGCGUGUGUGUGCAAUCAGGUGCAAAGCGGCUAAAACAGCAAGUGCUGUGCAUCCUUUGCCGUGUUUCAAGUGUGUUUUUAUUCGAAUCAAAAAUCAUCUCCCCUUCAGCCAAAACAACACCUUUCAAAUAAAACGGCUGAAAAAAAAGAGAAACACAGCCGGCUUUACAAGAAAAAAAAACCCCGUGUGUCCGUGUGCGUGCUUACAAUUGCCUACAAAAAAAAGAGGCGGCGUGGAAAAUUCCCUGCCUUGGAAGAGAAAAUUGCAAACAACCGUCCACCGGCGAGAAGAAGAGGGUUGGCUAAAAUUGCCAGUCGGUCGGUCCCCGAAAUCAUCCCAGCCUGCCAAGGGGUGUUGUGUGUUACAUAGUGUGCGUGAAUUUGUGCGCUGGGGUGUUUUUCCCCCUCUCCUUUCGCUCCCUUUCUGGUUGUCUCCAGCCCCGGCAAAAGACCGGGUGAAUGCGUUACAAGAGCGCCGUAUACGCGCUGUAGUGUUUGUGUGGCUGUGUGUGUUCGUGCGUAUGCGUGGGUCGGCGUUUGUCGGCGUUUAAUUGGUGUUAGUGUGCAAACGCCGCAAAACGGAGAGCAGAAAGAAACGUGCGCACGUACGUCAGUGUAGCUGUGUGAGUGGGUGUGUGUGUGUGUGUUGUGUUUAUGCAGUUUUUAUUUUCGUCUGUCUGUCUUUUCGCGUUGCCCUUCGUUUGCUCUGUGAAAAGAGGUGCUUAAAUGUGUGAGAGAAUUUAAUACAAAAAAGUGUGUGUGUUGUGUGCAAAGGUGGUAAUAAGAGAAAAAAGAAGGGGUGAAAAGAGGCACCUGUUCUACCACCGGUCUCACUGUUGUUCUGCAUAAUUCCUUAGUGUGUGUGUGUCUGUAUUGAUGAGCACAGUGCAUAUGUGGUCAGUUGUUAGGCAAAUCCUGCAUCGAAGCAAGCGGCUGCACUCGCCGGGUGCGUAAGUGUGUGAAAACCGGUGAUUUUCGCUGUGUGGAAUCUCCGGGCGGUGUGUGAGAAGCGCGCGUGUGUGUAAAGGCAACCAACAACACAAAAAAAUGGCCGCUUUACGAGUGGCCGCCCUGCUGUGGUGCGUGCUGCUGCUCCCACUAGCAUCGACGGCCAUCCAGCAGCAGCAGCAGGAAACGAUCGUCGCACACGGCGGCGAGACGGAAGCGGGCAGCGCCGGCGAAGAGUUCCAGCAUCACAACCGGUGCGAACCGAUCACGAUACCGUUCUGCAUCGGCAUCCCGUACAACCGCACGAUCAUGCCGAACCGGUUCGGGCACACGAAGCAGGACGAGGCGGCGCUGGAGGUGCACCAGUACGUGCCGCUGGUCAAGAUCGACUGCAGCCCGGAUCUGAAGUUUUUCCUCUGCCUGCUGUACGCGCCCGUCUGCACGAUACUGCCGUUCCCGAUACCGCCCUGCCGGAGCCUGUGCGAGAGUGCCCGGGCCUGCGAGAGCAUCAUGAAGACGUUCAACUUCCCGUGGCCGGAGAACCUGGAGUGCUCGCAGUUCCCGGAGUACGGUGGCGAGGAGCUGUGCGUGUCGAAGCACAAUGCGAGCGAAACGCCGACCCCGAUACCGACGAGCCCGGCUGGCGUUGGGGCGGGCAGUGCUGGGGCCGGCAGUGCCGGUGGUGGUGGCUAUCCGAUGAAAACGGUGGCCGCUGCCCCGUAUGUACCACCGCACCGGAAGACGUCCGGGGUGGUGGCGGGUGGUGGUGUGAGCGCUGGUGGACCGCCGGGCAGUGGGCUCGUCGGGACGCACCGGGACCUCGGCUUCAUCUGUCCGGGGCAGCUGAAGGCGCCGACCCUCAUGGGCUACCAGCUGACCAUCGGUGGAAAGGUUACCAAGGAUUGCGGUGCACCGUGCAACUCGAUGUUCUUCUCGGAAAACGAACGCACCGUGCUGAAGUACUGGGUCGGCUCGUGGGCUGCCGUGUGCGUGGCGAGCUGUUUGUUCACGGUUCUGACGUUCCUGAUCGACUCGUCCCGUUUUCGGUAUCCGGAGCGCCCGAUAGUGUUUCUCGCGAUAUGCUACCUGAUCGUCGGCUGCGCGUACGUGGCCGGUCUCGGUGCGGGCGAUUCUGUCGCCUGCCGGGAACCGUUCCAGUCGCACAUCAAAAUCGGCCGGAUGCAGAUGCUGUCGACCAUCACACAGGGCCAUCGUCAAUCAACGUCGUGCACGGUGCUGUUCAUGGCGCUGUACUUCUGCUGCAUGGCAGCGUUCGCCUGGUGGGCCUGUCUGGCGCUGGCCUGGUUCCUGGCGGCCGGUCUCAAGUGGGGCCACGAAGCCAUCGAGAGCCGUUCGCACCUGUUCCAUCUGGUGGCGUGGGCUAUCCCGGCGGUGCAGACCAUAUUCGUGCUAGCGCUCGGCAAAGUUGAAGGUGACGUUCUGUCAGGUGUUUGCUUCGUCGGCCAGCUGGACACACACUCGCUCGCCAUGUUUCUGCUGAUACCGCUCGUGAUCUACCUGUCGAUCGGGGGGAUCUUCCUGCUGGCCGGCUUCGUGUCGCUGUUCCGCAUUCGCACCGUGAUGAAGCACGACGGCACCCGCACGGACAAGCUGGAGCGGUUGAUGCUGCGCAUCGGGUUCUUCAGCGGGCUGUUCAUCCUGCCCUCGCUCGGCUACCUGGCCUGCCUGUUCUACGAGUACUAUCACUUCGACGACUGGAUGAUCCAGUGGAACCGGCAGAUGUGCAAAAUCUUCUCCAUCCCGUGUCCGGCGGCCCGGCACGGCCCGCCCGACCCGAAGCCCAUCUUUCACAUCUACAUGGUGAAGUACGUCUGCUCGAUGCUGGUCGGCGUGACGUCGAGCGUGUGGCUGUGGUCGGGCAAAACCGUCGUCAGCUGGCGGCAGUUCGCCGAGCGGCUCCAGGGCAAGGACACGCGGAGCCGCGGUGCGUACGUCUAGUAGAGGGUAACGCGGGUGCGCAUCGUCGCCCACCACCAUCCGGCGGUGCGCAUUACCGCGCGAGUCAUUAGGUUUUAGGAAGAGGCGUCCCCAUCCUCCUCAUCACGAUCAUCAUCCCCAUGCUCAUCGAACACAGACCGAUCGAUCACCGACCAGCAGCAGAGGGCGGGAGCACUUCAACCGAACGCCUCAAAAGCUCACACAAAGCCCCGCAACACAGUAGCAGCAGCAGCAGCAGCAGUGGAAGGAAGCUGACACGCAGAGAGAAGGGUUUCCGGCAUUGAACUCCCCUGCAGCGGGAGGGAGCGAGAUGCGUAAAGUAGGACCGCAUAAUUUAGACAUAAGGAUAUAUGUUUCGUUCGAGGUUUAAUUUUGCGAAUGACCAAAUAUCUCUGUAGUACACAGGCAUCGGUUUAGUGGUAGCGUGUAGCGCGUUAUAGAAUUAUUCAGCAUCCCCGCCCGCUCGAUGCAGCUUACAUUGUACAGAACCGUCUUUUUACUUCGUUUGCUAGCUUACACACAAUACCUGGCCUGACGCGGGGCCGCUUCAUUCACAUUGGACAGGUGAGGUAGGAAUUUGUAUUAAGAGACAGAGAGAGAAGAAAUGAAAUACGUUAAUGUGAUGCGAAAGAGAUAGUGUAGAAGAAGAGGGGAGUCGCCGUUGCUUGGUAAACAAGAAGUUCCCGCAACUCUGUGGAAGGUUCUACGGAAUUGGCUACGCUUUAGUUAAGAGUAAUAGGACGUCAGUACGCGAAUCUUUUGCACACCGUACCGAGAGUGUGUUAAGAGAAUACCUAUAUCUGUGUAAAAGAGUUAGCAGCCAACUGUAGGACUGUCCAACUGUCUAGCGCUGUACCAUACCUACCUACCUUAGCCUGCCUACCUUCGUAAAGUAGAUGUGGUAAUACUGUCGUGUCGAUGCAUCCUCAUCCCGCCAAACCAAAAUCGGGACCUCUGUCGGCACUCUCCUGCUCGAACAGCAUUAACUCUGUACAUAACGAACGUUAUCUAGGAUCUUGUUUGUCGGUGGUAAAGGUGGACCUCCUCACUGCUUACCACGUGAGAAGGUAGUACGAUAGCGCGAAUUUUGCGAAUUUUGCGCCGUGUAAAAUAGUUAAGAACAGAGCUCCAAAAACCGCCUGCCUAACAGGCGGUUGCAUUGCAUUUAGCAUCUAUUUUCUUUCCCCGUCGUAUCUUAAAGUCGCAAAUUGUUGUUGAAAGCCAUACACACAUCCACACUCCUCCACUGCUGUGUGUGCGUUUUCCAGCCGUCCCAUGAAGUCAUCCUGCCCGGAAUGAACUCCCGUUGGCAGCGGUUCAACAAGACUUGGCACAGAUGAGAGUGCUUCGAGUGCUGCUUUACAGUGAGCGCACUUUACAAUGCGAUGAAAUCCGUUUUUCCCAUCAUCAUCUUGGCUUUUCCCUCGAUGCUCCCAAAAACGCGACAUUUGAAGCCCCGUGUGCCCGUUGCCAACGUACCGAUGCUAACUAGCUACCAAUCCUAUCGCACUAAUUAAGGGCCAAAGGGCCGUACGUCGAACAAACCAAACAGGGGGGGGGGGGGGCAAUCUUGCUCGGUGUGCGAUGGCGUGUGCUCCCGAAAUCCUUUCGCCCCCGGGCGCAACUUUAGCGAAGUAUGUCAUUAGUGGCUGGCUGGCAGGGGCGCGGAAUUGUUCUGCCGGAACGCUCCGAAAUCCAAUCGUCGUCGUCGUCGUCAUACAUGAAUAUUAAUGACAGUGUGUAAGCCAUUAUCGGUGGUGGCUGCGCACGGUGAUGUCCUUGCAGCAUCUCCACGAAAUGCUCCAAUUGCUGGUGUGCCCGGUCAAGGAUGUGUUGUGUAGCCUGCGUCCUCAUUAUCCCUUGGCCGUAGAGGGCGCGCGUGCUGUAGUGAUUUGAGAUUCCGAUAGUGUCACAUCGUUCGUGUCCUCUUGUGUUUCUAUCUACCAGGCAUCCACUGGUAAUAGGAACCCAGCAGCAGCAGCAACCGCAAGGUCCUUUAGCGUGACAGAACAAGAAUUGUAUAAUUGGAAGCAGAGAAUCCUCAUCACACACACACACACGCGGACACACAAUUCGAAACGCGGACGAUGCCAUUAAUUAUCUGAAGCAGAUUAUAUAGGGACCCGGGUCUUCGGCACGUUUUACCUCCUCCGCCCGGCAAAGGGGAUUUCCACAGUAAAAUAAGGAGGGAAGUAAAUUCUGUCGGCGUUGUGGGUUUUUGGGGGUUUCGUGCUCGGUUGUAAAGUAACGCCGCUGGCGCCCGCGGUACCACGUGCCUGGGAAAGUUAAUUAAUCAUGGUGUGGACGGGGACUCUUGUCCCUGUGCUGUGACGUAUGAGGACAGUUUUUGACACAUCCAACGAUAGGGACGAUAAAAAAAAGCAAAGCCAAUCCUGAAAAGCAACAGCAGAAAGCUCCUUUUUUUUGGGGUAAAGCAACAAGCGUUUCCUGGAGCCGUGAUCCUUUUGACCUUUGAGCUGUCAGCUAUAUCCACUUUUGAGCGCUUCACCUCGAAGAAGUCACACAAUUAUAUUUCAAUUAACAAUUAACUCCUGCUCUCAGAAGAGAGAGAGAGAGAGAUGGAUUGCUGAUUGCCAGUGGGAAGGAACUGGGGAACUGUUAGAAUCGGGCGUUUGUCUUCGGGCCCAAAAACCGAGCGCGAUAAGUGCCAGUCAAAGUGAGGUUAUAAAUUAAUGCGUCUCCAAGCAUUACCGCCGCUCGCUGUUCGGGAAUUACGUUACGUGGAGUGUGGAACCUUUGAGAGGUGGUUUUAAUUUUGCAACGUCCUUUUUUCUCUAGCAAUGGCACAUGAAACACGGGACAAUGAAACGAGCCAUGAAAAUUAAAAUGCAAAGUACACACCACCAUCUCGCGUUCCUGCGCCAUUUCUAGCUUACUUGCUCCUCGUCAACCAAUCCAAGAGACAUCGCUUCGCAUUGUUUUCCUUCCCCCUGGUCGGUUGGUGUGUGUACUUGUUCCUUUUUGCAAAUUCCUUCCUUCCUGUUGCGCGGCCGCCACACGCUGCUUGGCUUUGGUUUGGUGUGUUUUCACGUGGCCGGGCUUGUGGCCGGGUCGUCGUCGCCGUCAUCGCUGCGUGUUGUGCCCCCGAGCAGCGGAUCGGUUGACGUGCAAAUAAAAUUGUGUUUAUGUUUUUAAUUUAAUUUUACGAUUAUUGCUCUCUGUGCACGCUGGGGCUCGCCCUGUCUUUUCCCUGCUCGCGCUCGCGGGGAUCGCUUUUAUGAGAAACAGAUUUGUGUGUGAGCGGUGUCAGUGCUUUUUGUUUGCAUCUUUGCUCAUUCGGUUUGGCGAGGAGCGCAUUCCGAUGCAAAAAUGUUGCUUUAUUACAGGGAGUGGAGUGGCGCAAAAACAGAACAAAAACGAGCGACUGCAUCGGCAGCUUUAGAGCAGCAAAAAGCAUGCACUUUGUGUAAAGGGCAGAUGGGAUUGCUUCUUUUUUUUGUGCAUAAUAAAAUUAAUAUUUUCCGUAUCUUUUGACGCUGAUGAAGCCAUCCAGAGUGCUGAUUAAAGGCCUAUUGAAUGGCCUAUUGCAUCACAAUUCAUUUCGCAAGCAAGGCUUCCCUUUUGAAUGAGGCGUUUCAAUGCAUUCAAGCUUCAGGUUGAGCGUUCAUGAAGAAUUCUUUUAAAAUGUAUUUGCUUUUAUUUUUGCUUACUUCAAUUUUCAAGUGUUUUGAAAAACAACCCAAUCGAACUUGCUGAUCGAAAUUAAGUUUUAAUCGAAAAACACCAACACACUGGUUCACUUUGCCCUGGUGAAAUGGGUUUGUUUACGCCUUUUUGCGUAGCGAGUGCUUUUUUCCAUCGCUGGCUUAAAAUUUGAAAGACACAACAACAAACGGAUCCUUCCUUUGAAUCGCUCGCGACUUAUGCAGGGGCUUUCUAGCUUGAAAAUAUAAAAAAAAAAAAAUCAAAGCUAUAGUCUGCUCGGUAAGCCAAACAGGAGCCAAACGGGGGGGG